AAUCAUACAAAUGCAAUUUACUGUCAUUAUUAUUCUUAUUAUCUACAUUACAUAUGCCGUGAUUUUAUGUUGGCAGGGUGUUGCUGCCUCAUAAGAGCUCUUUGAAACUAGAGCUGUAUCUGCAAUGAUGCUGCUUAACAUAUCAAAGCUGGCUGAUUAAGCCCAGCAUUCAUUUCAAGUGUUCACCUGACCCAGAGCAUGAAUUGGUCCAUUCAUUUCACUCCUCUGCUAAGCAACACAUGUUGCUGAUGAGUGUUUGUGCGCAGUGUGUGCAGAUGCUUAGGCACCUAUCACAGGGACAGUAUUAUGUCUCAAAGAUGUGGAUGGUGGUUUAUCUUCUCUUUAGUCUACAGAGGUUUAUCUGAUCAAACUGAAGAAUGGUGUGUUUAGCAGUAUAGCCAGUGUAUGGUCAGAUAGCCACUGCUAUGGCAAGUGCAAAUGCAGAGAAACAGCGGCCUUGUAGGCGCCCAUGGAGGAAGAGGACUCAAAGUCUUACAGGCAGGCUGUUCUGCUGCUCAUGUUGGCGAGGUGAGGAGAGGGAUACUCUGCAGGAGCAGGAAAAGAAGAUGAGUGCAGGCCCUAAGCAUUCACACUUGGAUCAAGGGGAAUCAAGGGAGAGGAAGGCUAUCCAGAUUACAGUAGAGGAUCUGGGAAUAGUUAACACCAGCUUCACCCUGUUCGAGGAGGACCCCGUCACCUUGAUGAACAGCAUGGUCCGCUCAGCCAGCUCUGCGUCAGCCUGCCGGAGGGCUCUGAAAAAGCAACGCCUGAAGCCUCUGUCUUCACUCCCUAUAGAGUCCCAGGCCCAAGCGGCCAUCACUUCUACCAGUGGAGAAGAUGAUGAAGAAGACGAGGAAGACCCGUUGCUGUUUGAGAGUGGCACUGAUGACACACCAACUUGCGAUAGCCUCCUGACACCACCUGUUAUUAAUCUGAUCCCUCCCACUCCCUCCAACGUUGUUGACGAUGAUCAGUUCUUUGACAGGAAUUCAGAAGAAAGUGUAGCACAUACAUCUGGCAGUGAUGGAACCUUUGCUGCUAGUGACCAGGAGAGUUAUGAGGAAAAGAUGGAGAGUGUGGAGAAAGAGGAGUCAACAGAGGAAUUCACACUGGCUGAGAAUAAGGUCAGUGCUGAUUAUACAGCUGAGCCUGAAGAGGACCCAAGUGAUGAGUGUGGAGAAGAAAGAGAGGCUAUGACAGCCAAAGAGGGGGAUGAAGAGAAAACAAAGUCCAGGUUCUUACGUUGCGCCUACCAGGUGGCUCCUCUCCCUAAGUACCCCCAGAAAAGAAACUUCAACACUGGAAUAAAUCUUUUGUCAUUUACUGAGCACAACUUGGAUGAACUGAGUAACAGAGAUGUGAGCUGCUCCAACAUGCUGAAAGCUGAACACUGUCGGCUUCCUCACGCAGUCAACAUGGAGACAUUUACUCAUCAAAGGAGGCCAGUAACGCGCUCCUGCAGUUUUGGAGACACACUAACCAGGAGCGCUACUUUCCACGCUUUAACCCAGAACACAGAGCACCAGGAAGAGGAGGGGGCGCCCCGACAACGACGCAUAACCGUUGCAUCGUAUAUGCCGUCUAUUCCGUCUAAGGAUCAGAAUGGAAACUUCCCUGAGAAGGACGUUGACAGGCAAGUGGCCAAAUGUCUUCGGGAGCUGAACACAGAUGAAGUCUGCCAAUGGUUUACCAGCAUUGGACUACAGAAAUGUCUUCCUUUCAUCAGAGAAGUAAAACUGUGUGGAGCAGAUAUCGCUUUGGUGGAUGUGAAGACUCUGGACAUCCUCCAUAUCGCAACACUGGAAGAUAGGGAGCUGCUUCUGUCGGCCAUUUAUAAUGAGCUGCACCCCCCCAGCAAUGUCACCCAGACACUCAACUCUCUGCUUGAAUCCUUAGGCCCUACUAACGUUGAGACAUUCACUGCAACAUUAGCGUCAAUGAGCAAAUCUAAGUCCUCUCCUCAUGUGAGCUGCCUGAGAAUGAAUCGGCGUUCCCUCAAUCUCAGAAACAACAGCCAAAACUACAAGGUGCAGAGGAACUCUCAACUGAUAGAGAUUACUAUUAAUGCAUCUGAGCAGAUAGUUCAUCUCAGAACUCCAAAGGAAACAACAGUGGGAAAAAUCAUGGAGUCAUGCAUCAAAAUGUUGGGAAUGACAGAAGAUAAGAGCCUUUUCAUACUGAAAGAAAAACAAGGUUCAUCAGAGGAGCUCCCACCAGAUCAGCAGAUUGGGAAUCUACUGACAUUGACAUCAGAGAACAGACAAUUGGAGCUCCAUUUGAGUAAAAGGGAGAAGUCAUCAGAUACGGAUUCACACAGUAAUCCAGAACUCAACAGCGCUAAUGAGAACAGCAAUGUCAACAAAAAUGUGGAAGUGAACCAGCGAACUAAAGAAGAGAGGAUCAGGGAGCUAAACCAACAGGUGGACUCGCUACAAAAUGUCAUCCUUCAGGUCCAGGAGCUCCACCACGGUCUUGUGGCAUUUUGCUCAGAGAUAAAGAACAUGGAUGGAGAUUUGGAUGUAGACAGGCUCGGCUCUGCGGAGCUGAUGCAGAGAUUGGAGUUGGUUAAAAGCCAACUCAAUGAGAAGAGGCAGAGCCUGCAGACCCUCAGAGACAACAUUAACAACUCCAUGGCUCACAAGAAGAAACAGUUGGACGUUCGUCUCUUGGAAAAGAUGAAGCUGAACUGCCAAGUGUUUAAGGAGGAGAUUUCCAUGGUACAUCUCAACCGGCAGGCGGCUCACCUCCAAAAUGCUUUGCAAGAAAGCUAUGUUAAGGAGAAAGCUCGGAAAAAAAGUUUGGACAUUGCUAGCCUGAGUCAGCUGGUGUCACAGCAGUCUCCUGCCAUGCUACUGGUUGUACAGGAGAACCACAACUCUGAUGGCCAUUAUGGCUUUACGUGUCGCUACAGAGAAGACAGCGGACUGGUGGUGGUCAAGGUGGACAACUCUCACCUCUGUGUGGAUGACAGAUUGGUGGAGGUGAAUGGUGUGCCGGUGGUCAACUCUACACAGGAAGAGCUGACUGACAUCCUGCUGCAGGGACCCAGCGCUAAAAUAGUUGUCCUUCGCCAGACCCCACCAACCCCCACCUCCCGGCAGCCGCCUCUGGUCCUGCAGCGCAUCGUCAACCCUAAUCCCAUGCAAAUAAUUUGCCCAGAAAGUGAUGUGACCACCAUGGAAACCCCUCCACAGCGGAAGGUAAUGGCCAUCUGACGAUAUGACGGACAGAAAAUAAACAACUACAGAGACUCAGAGAAACGGUGGUGAUGAUGUCUGUCUGGGAAUGACCCAUAAUGUGAAAUACCAUUUGUUAGUUAUUUACCUCCAUAUGUCAACAUGUUUACUGUAUUAAUGAAAUGUUCUUUGUAGAUGUUUGCCAAAAGCCUUGUAGUUAGGUAUGACAAAUAGUAACAUGGCUGGGUUUUUGUGUACUUUAAAACCUCACCACAUGUACAUAACUUCUUGGUAGUUACUCGUAAUGUAUAAUCCAUAUUGUUUCAAUGUAUGUGCAGAACAAUGGCCAUGAAAAAUAUAUUUCUGGAAACGAAAACAAAGAACACAAACAAAGACUACAUUCACUUCUUUUUUUUCUAUUUGGAUCUCUUCUUGUUCUACAGCAUAUUUGUGGUAUGAGAGAAAAUAAAUAGUAAAAGGAAGAAACACAGAGACAGCGCUUUACUCCACUGGAUAUGUACUGUAAUAAGAAUUUAUUUUUAGCAUCCAGCAGGGUAAUAUCUGAAGUUGCAAUGUAAGCCUGAUGAGGACACAGCAUGCUCCCCCUUUUUAAGGUACAGAUGGAACAGGAUAGAGUAAAAAAAAAAAGUAUAACAACAACACGCCCAAAAGCUUUAUAUCCUGAUUUCUCUUUGAGGAUUAGACACUAGGACGGUGUGGUUUAGUGUUCAGAGCAGAAGAAUAUUUAAAAAACGAGUCACGUCUUCCCUUUGUAUGUUGUAAUGUAAUCCACUGUGCUGUAGAAAAUAAACCCUUGGGCCCGGAAA
Messenger RNA from Etheostoma spectabile (orangethroat darter), 4003 nucleotides. RefSeq lists its product as uncharacterized. Bases 426 to 3215 code for a protein of 929 amino acids. Lineage: Eukaryota; Metazoa; Chordata; Actinopteri; Perciformes; Percidae. Gene Ontology annotation, molecular function: protein binding. The transcript is spliced from 16 exons. The record is from RefSeq and is a predicted model, not a curated record.